AUGGAUAACGGGUCUAUAUACUACGACGGAGAGACGGUGACCGUUGAUGAUGACUAUCACGUGGGAUGCACGACUCCUACACGUGAGGAAUGCCGGAUACCAGCUGAUCCACCGUGUCCGCCGCCGGUGAGAAGGAAGAGAUCGCUACACUUUGGAAAGAAGAGGGAACCGCCCAAGAACGGGUAUUUUCAGCCGCCGGAUCUAGACCUGUUCUUCUCCGUGAUGGCAGCCUCCAAACGGCAAGAAAGCUGCGCUUAA
Thlaspi arvense is the source of this 258-nucleotide messenger RNA. The record is from the annotation of a GenBank genome assembly. NCBI's taxonomy places the organism in Eukaryota, Viridiplantae, Streptophyta, Magnoliopsida, Brassicales, Brassicaceae.